CACGGCGCCCCCAGAUCAUCCGCCGCCGGCGUCUGGCUCCCCCCCGGCGAGGAGCGGAAGCCGCUAUCCCGAGGCGGAGUUCGGGGCGCCGGAGCCCGGCCGGCUGCUCAGCCGCAGCUUCCGGGCAGCGCCGGCGACGCGCGGGGCGCUGGCGCCCCGCGGACCCCGCGACCCCGGGCGAGUGGGCGGGCGCCCCGGACGGGCAGCCCAGCCGGCGCAGGCGGCGGUGGCGGCGGCCGCGGUGGUCGCGCUCAGACGCCCCGUGCGCCGCGCUCCAUGCCGGUGUGGUGCUGCCGCUGCUCCCUGGUCGGUCAUUUCAGAAACUAUAGUGACACUGAAACCGAAGGAGAGAUUUUUAAUUCCUUAGUGCAAUAUUUUGGUGAUAAUUUGGGGCAAAAAGUUAAAGCUAUGCCAUUAGUUGAAGAAACUUCUUUACUGGAAGAUUCAUCAGUGACUUUGCCUGUGGUAGUAAUAGGAAAUGGACCCUCAGGAAUCUGCCUUUCUUACAUGUUAUCGGGCUACAGACCAUAUUUAUCAUCAGAAGCAAUACAUCCAAAUGCAAUCUUACAUAGUAAAUUAGAGGAAGGAAGACAUCUUUCCAUUGUUGAUCAGGACUUAGAAUACCUGUCUGAGGGCCUUGAGGGCCGAUCGUCCAAUCCAGUGGCAGUCCUUUUUGACACACUUCUUCAUCCAGAUGCUGACUUUGGGUACGAUUAUCCAUCCGUUUUGCAUUGGAAAUUAGAACAACAUCAUUACAUCCCUCACCUAGUUCUCGGUAAAGGUCCACCUGGUGGAGCUUGGCAUAAUAUGGAAGGUUCCAUGUUGACAAUCAGCUUUGGAAAUUGGAUGGAGCUACCUGGACUUAAAUUUAAAGACUGGGUAUCCAGCAAACGAAGGAACCUAAAAGGGGAUCGUGUUAUGCCAGAGGAAAUAGCUCGUUACUAUAAACAUUAUGUAAAGGUCAUGGGUCUGCAGAAGAAUUUCAGAGAGAAUACUUAUAUCACCUCUGUAUCAAGACUCUACAGAGAUCAAGGUGAGGGUGAUGGACAAGACAGAAAUAUUUCAACGCAGCAUUUACAGAUAGAGAAGUCAAAACUUAUCAAGAGAAAUUGGGAGAUCAGAGGUUAUCAGCGAGUAGCGGAUGGUUCCCACGUUCCCUUCUGUCUCUUUGCUGAGAACGUAGCUCUGGCAACUGGAACGCUGGAUUCUCCUGCCCAUCUGGAAAUUGAAGGGGAAGAUCUUCCUUUUGUGUUCCAUUCAAUGCCUGAAUUUGGAGCUGCUAUAGGCAAAGGAAAGUUGCGUGGCAAAGCGGACCCAGUGUUAAUUGUGGGUUCCGGGCUUACUGCAGCUGACGCAGUACUGUGUGCGUGCAACAAUAAUAUUCCUGUGAUUCAUGUAUUUCGCAGACGAGUAACUGAUCCAAGCUUAAUUUUCAAACAGCUUCCCAAAAAGCUUUAUCCAGAAUACCAUAAAGUCUAUCAUAUGAUGUGUACUCAGUCAUAUUCUGUAGACUCCACUCUUCUUUCUGCUUAUACCAGUUUUCCUGAGCACCAUGUGCUUUCCUUUAAGUCGGACAUGAAAUGCAUUCUUCAAAGCAUCUCUGGAUUGAAGAAGAUAUUUAAGCUGUCUGCAGCAGUAGUACUGAUAGGUUCUCAUCCCAAUCUGUCUUUUCUGAAGGAGCAAGGGUGUUACCUGGGCCACAACUCAAGCCAGCCCAUCACAUGUAAGACUAAUCCUGUGGAAAUAGAUGCAUAUACCUACGAAUGUGUUAAAGAAGCCAACCUUUUUGCAUUGGGUCCUUUGGUUGGAGACAAUUUUGUUCGAUUUUUAAAGGGAGGGGCGUUGGGUGUUACACGCUGUUUAGCUACGAGGCAGAAGAAAAAACAUUUAUUUGUGGAAAGAGGAGGAGGAGAUGGGAUAGCUUAAAGUGAGUUUACAAGUCAUUUAUAUGGACAGUUUACCAUUAAAGGUUUUUUAAUAGUGGUUUUGCAGUGUACUGGCUUGAAGUUUCUGGACUUGAAUGAACUGAAGAGAGCCUCAAGCUAUCUGUAGUAACUAUUUUUUACAGUUACAAGAACUUGGCAUCCUGAUUUAUAUAGUAUCAAAGGUAUCACCGUCAGACCAAUAGAAACACUGCCAAUUUGGUAUACUUUAAGCGCUUAACAAAAACGUUCUUUUCUUCCAAGACUUAUUUUUGGUGAUCGUUUGUGGUUAUGUUUGAUUCCAAAAUCUGACAGCCUUGAAUAAUGGAUAAAACCAUACAGUCCCAUUAAACCAGAAACUGUCUUCACUGUAUAUUCGAGCAGCAAGGUGACCUAAGGGUGGUCUAAAGACCAACAUUAGCUUCAUUUGUAGCUUGGUAGAAGUGUGGACUUUCAGGCCCCACAACAGAUUACUGAAAUCAGAAACUGCAUCUAAUGAGAUCCUCAAGGAAUCUGUAUGCUCAUUUAAGUUUGAGGCAUAUUGGUGUAAAAGAACUAUAACUUAGGUAUGGUGGGGUGGGCAGAGUAGGAAGCAUUUAUAACUCAGGUUUAAUUUAUUUUGAAGGAUCAAUUCUAUAAAUCUAAUUUAUUACCAAAUAUGGUAUUUUAAAAAUAUUUUUAUUGUAAACUUGGUAAGUACUUCAUAUUCUUAGCUUCUAAUAAUUUAAAGAGUCCAAUAAUGUUGGCAUACACUUAAACAUUCAGAAACCUGCCAAAAUAUUUUUGGAGAUUUAUUCUCUCUUUAACAUAACAAUCUAACUUGCAAUUCAAUAAAUUGUGAAAACUA
Messenger RNA from Neofelis nebulosa (Clouded leopard), 2769 nucleotides. RefSeq names its product oxidative stress induced growth inhibitor family member 2 (gene OSGIN2). The coding region runs from base 277 to 1926 and encodes 549 amino acids. The transcript is spliced from 6 exons. The record is from RefSeq and is a predicted model, not a curated record. NCBI's taxonomy places the organism in Eukaryota, Metazoa, Chordata, Mammalia, Carnivora, Felidae.